CGCAGAUCGACAGCUGAGUCCGGGAGUGGAACAUCCACACUCUCCCCUAGUAUCUCACCCCAACUCCCCUUAACAACACAACACAGCCCAGCCCUCCGCUUACUCUCAGCGGUAAACGAACUGCUUCUGGACGGGUUUGGGGGAAAUCUGUGUGCAGGGGUUUUAGACCACCUUGUGUUCCCCUGCAGUAGGGGAGGUCUGAUCUGGUCCACAAGCAGGCAGGACUCUCAACAACUUUCCUCUCCUCUGAUCCCCGAGGAAUGUUCGGGGUGAAAAGACGCAUGUUUGAAUGAACACAAUGGACAGCAACAAGGAUAUAGAGGUUGACAUGGAAGGAAACGGGUUUCCACCUGCGACAUCGCCUGAAGUGAGCCUCGUUCGCCCCGAUCCCGAGGGUGAGAGCUGCCCCGCCCGGUCCGAGUCCCCGUCCCGGAGGAGAGGGCCGUCCUCCAAGGUGGAGGCGCUCCGGCGCUCGGGGGCGCCCACCCCCAAGGCUGACCUCACCUCCCCCGCCUCCCCCGUCCCCCGGUCCAAGAGAGAUUUAGUAAAGUCCGAUGACAGGCAGUCGCUUGCCAGAGCGCGCCGAGAGGAGAAGGCCAAAUAUCUGGAAGAGCUGGGCCAGAUACAAGCGGUGAAGCAGAGCCACUGGCAGGAGAAGGAGGAGCGAGCCCGCCAGCUGAGGGACCAGCAGCUGGAGGAGAGGCGGAGGCGCCUGGAGGAGCAGCGGCUCCUGGCAGAGAAGAGGCGCUGUGCCCUGGAGGAGAGGCAGCAGCUGAAGCUGGAGAAGAACAAGGAGCGCUACGAGGCAGCCGUCCAGCGCUCGGUGAAGAAGAGCUGGGCUGAGAUCCGGCAGCAGAGGUGGUCGUGGGCCGGAGGACUGGGCCAGAACCCCGGCCACAAGGACAGCGGGUGCUCGGUGUCGACCGUCAACCUGACCAAUCACGCGGACUCUGUCCUCACCAAGCGUCUGUCCAAGAGCUCCGCCACCCUCUGGACCUCCCCCAACAGAAACCGUAGUCUGGCGCUGAGUCCCUGGGAGAGCAGCGUGGUGGACCGGCUGAUGACCCCCACCCUGGCCUUCCUGGCCCGCAGUCGCAGUGCCGCCAGCGUCCUGGCCAAUGGGAAGGACUCGCAAUCCCCUCUGUGCCCGCGCUCGGCGUCGGCCAGCCCGCUAGCGCCCUGCUUCCACCGACAGCUCCACCGGUGCUCCCAGCGCUGGGGCGUGACGGCCAGCUCACCGGACAUCGCCGCGCGGAGACACAGCUCCACGCCGAUGGACAAAAACAAGAAGGAGAAGAGAGACAAGGAGCGAGAGAACGAGAAGGAGAAGAGAGACAAGGAGCGAGAGAACGAGAAAGAGAAGAGCUCUCUGGCCAGAGAGAAGGUGGUGAAGAAGAGACAAUCUAUGCCCAGCAUGCGGAUCAGACCAGACCCCAGCCCCAGUCCGUUGUCGCGACAACGCCCAGACUCCCCUGCCGGUACCCCCAAGGGCAGACCCUCCUCCCCCGCGUCCGCCAGGACCUCCUCCCCCCGGCCCUCCUCCCCCAGGGCCAGCCCCUCCACCCCCAAGCACCGCCCCCGACGGGCCAUGACCCCCGUGCGCAUCGAGCACCGCGCCUCCUCCCCCUCCCCAGCGCCCCUGGGGCGGACCCGGGACCGACGGCCCAACACCCCCGAACCCAGGAGGGGCUCCCCCGUCGUUCCCACCCUUACGGUUAGCCACGCCCCCACGGCCCAAUCUAGUGCUCCCAUCCCCAGCCCGGCCGCCCUGCACAGCCAAUCAGCCGCGAGGUCGCCCGGGGGCGACGCGGCGACGUCACCGGCCGGUAGGUCGACCGGGGGGACCACGGACCGCGAGGAGGCGGGGCGUCUGCUGACGGAGCGACGGCGUCAGGCCCGGGAGCGGAGGGAGAGGGAGGAGGAGGAGCGCCGGGAGCAGGCGGAGAGUGACAGGGUGCUGAAUGAGGAGAGACUCGUCAGGGAGGAGGAGGAGAGGAGGAGGCGUGAGGAGGAGGCCAGGGUAGAGGCCGAGGAGCAGGGAAGGAGGGAGGAGACGCAGCGGCUGCAGGAUGAGCAGGAGGCCCAGGAGAGAGCGAAGGUGGAGCAGGAGGAGCAGGAGCUCCUUCUUAGACAGAAGGAGGAGGUGGAGGCAAAGGCUAGGGAUGAGGCGGAGAAGCAGCGCCUGGAGCGGGAGAAACACUUCCAGAAGGAGGAGCAGGAAAGACUGGAGCGGAAGAAGCGUCUGGAGGAGAUCAUGAAGAGAACACGCAAGACUGACCCGAAGGAGAGCAAGCCCUUAAUGAAGCCAGACGACCAGAUGAAACCAGUGGACAGCAACAAAGCGUGCGCAGACUAUCAGCCCCGAUCUGAGAUUCUUCCGACCAAUCACAAGACAGAGAAUGGCCAGAAUGGGCGGGACAGCGGGCCGGGUGGCGACAUGGUGAACGGCCUGACAAACCUUCAGGAGAACGGUCUGUCCGCGAAGGAGGCUCCGCCCCUCUUUGAAGAGAUCAUCCAACUGACCAAUCACGGCAAUAGCACCAACGGAGGGCGGGACAAGCCUCAGAGUGAUGCACUCGCAGAGCCAAUCCUGGCCUUCGAGAGCGAGGAGCCGUUCAUGAAGAAAGCUAGUCCGAUGAAGCCCCAACAUGUGGCAGAGGUGCUGUGAGAGUUUUCCGGGCCCUCAAGACACCCCGAAGCCUUCCAUACGGGGAGACUCGUCGCAGGGGCAUCCGGGGGCCCAGGCGGCAACACGAGACUCUCUGGCGGUCCUCGGACUGCGAGAGGAGACGCACGCCCUAAAGAACACAAGCUGCACCGCCGCCUCGCCCUGCUGCUGUACAAAACGCACCGUUUGCUCCGAUGCUAGCGCUAAAGCUAGCGAUAGCUGAGGCGCCGUCUUUAACCCUCUACUGUGCAGACCAAACUCUUCAUCCGCCGCUGCAAGCAGACAUGUCACAACACACUGGAGAUAGGCGGGAUUGUGUUUUUACGCUUUUAGUUAUUUAACUCUCGAGAAAAGUUUAACAGUGGGGGGUGCGUUUGUUUUGUGAAUAAUUUAAAUGAUGUAAAAUAUGUGUUCGAAGGAGGAGUCUGUGGUGUGCGUUAUGGUGUUUACUUUAACCUGAGGGCCAUCUUGUUAUGGCGUGUACGCUACUUUAGGCACUCGUAAUUCUCCACGGAUACAUCCUCAUCUGUACACGACUUAGCUUCGUAAUCAGGGGCCUCAAAACGGGUCCGAAGAUACAUACUGUAUGUAAAUAUAUAUUUUCACAUUCAAGAUGCUCCAAUCGUGAUGGAUUGUACGUGGGAGCGGACGGCUGCAGACGCCAGGGUUUCGGAGGCCCGGGAACAGCGUGUGGGUUUGGGAGAUGCAAAAAAGGACAAGUUCAGCCUCAUUGUAGACGACCCUCACACUGUCAUCGUUAUCAGGACUAAACAAACAGCAUGUAUAUGUUCCUGUCACUGGCUUCCACGACCUCCUGCUGUAUGUACCCUCAAUUCAAGUGUGCGUCCAUGCUGUGUGAACAUUAAAUGCAGGUGCGUGUGAUCUGUGGAUAAAUUGUAUUUUACUGUGCGUCAAAGGGACAGAAGGAACUGCUUGGUCUCAUUAAAGACUCAACGUUCCUGCUACAUAUUGUUUGCUGUUGUUGAUCUGUUUAGAAGGGCAAG
Molecule: messenger RNA, 3672 nt
Organism: Gadus chalcogrammus (walleye pollock)
Lineage: Eukaryota; Metazoa; Chordata; Actinopteri; Gadiformes; Gadidae
Gene: map7d1a
Product: MAP7 domain containing 1a
Exons: 20
Coding region: 290-2668 (792 amino acids)
Biological process (GO): microtubule cytoskeleton organization
Cellular component (GO): microtubule cytoskeleton
Source: RefSeq, a predicted model, not a curated record